AUGCCAACAAGGCUAAGCAUGCACAGCCAAAAGACUGAUAAAGCUGGAUCUGCCACCAAUGCCCGGGCUGAGCCCUGUACCCAGUCCUCUACGCUUCCGUCUGGGUCCUCCAAGCCCACUAGGCUACCACCAGAGGCCACUGCCCAACCCACUCUUGGUCCUGAGGGGCCCAGGGCUCGGCCUAACAAGCCGCACCCUGACCCCAGUGUCCGGUCCAAGCUGCUGCCUGGUAACAAAUCUGGGUCCAGUGAGCCUCACGGUAAGCCACACGAGCAGCAGAGCGGGACAGGCGUACAGACCCAGGUCGGUGGCCGGUCCAGCAAGACAUCACGGGCCGCUGCACAGCCGACCACGUCAUCAGUGACCGCUGCACAGCCGACCACGUCAUCGGUGACCGCUGCUCAGCCGACCACGUCAUCGGUGAUCGUGGACCCGUUCACUGAGCCACCGCCUGUGACCAGCGACCAGCCUUCUUCGACAGCCUCUGCGGAGGAGUGCGCGCUGUGGCCUCCUCUCCCUCCUUCAGACGAGGACCAUCGAUCCUCUGAGACCAGCUCCUCGGGGUCCUCAGAGCUUUCUCCUCCAGACUGUGACGUCAGCUCUGUACUCGGAGAAGUCACUAAAGAAGAGGUCCUUAGUGCCAUUAAAGAACUCAACUCAGGAGGAAAGGGACUCAGGAAAGGAGGGGCCAAGCGUCACCGCAAAGUUCUCCGUGACAACAUCCAGGGCAUCACCAAGCCUGCCAUCCGCCGUCUGGCUCGCCGCGGCGGUGUGAAGCGUAUCUCCGGUCUGAUCUACGAGGAGACCCGCAGAGUCCUCAAGGUGUUCCUGGAGAACGUGAUCCGUGACGCCGUCACUUACACCGAGCACGCCAAGAGGAAGACCGUGACUGCCAUGGACGUGGUAUACGCCCUGAAGAGACAGGGCCGCACCUAG
This is a messenger RNA of Knipowitschia caucasica, 936 nucleotides long. NCBI's taxonomy places the organism in Eukaryota, Metazoa, Chordata, Actinopteri, Gobiiformes, Gobiidae. The record is from the annotation of a GenBank genome assembly.